UCUGUUAUUUGUUUGGCGAAGACGACUAAACUUUAUCGUAGGACCUAAACAGUUACAGAUGGCGUGAAAGGAACGUACGUAAGAAUAAGCAUAAAAAGAGACACUCCGCAAUAAUACUAACACAGCAUCAUCCAUUUAAAAGCAAGACAAGAUCUUUAAAAACUGCUACAAUGGAGGCCCUUCAGAGGAGAGUGAUUCAGGAAGACAUGGUCCAGUAUAAGCUCUUCUUGAUCCAGCCAGGCAACACUUCUUCACAGCAGACUGAGGAACGUCUUACACAUCUGGUAGAGGAGAUUUUGGCGAAGUUUGCCCCGCUCCUGAUACAGUACAUCUGGCAGCAUCAGCCAUUCAACCUCAAGUAUCACCCUGAGAAAGCAGGUGUUCCUGCUCACAUUGGAGGUAGCACUCAGUUUGGAGACAACGUUGAGGACGAGUGGUUUAUUGUUUAUCUUCUGCAGCAAAUUACAGAGGCUUUCCCUGAGCUCACAGCCAGAGUUGAGGACAACGAUGGGGAGUUUCUUCUGAUUGAAGCAGCAGACUACCUUCCUAAGUGGCUGAAUCCAGACACAAGUGAAAACAGGGUCUUCCUAUACAGGGGAGAGCUGCAUAUCCUGCCCUGCCCUUCUAAAUCCACUUCAGUGGGCUUUUCAAAAGAUGUGGUACCCAGUGUGGCACAAGCUCUGGAGCUGCUUUACACUCACCCAGAACUCUGUCGGGCAAGCCCCAAGAUUUGUUCAGCACUGAAGAACAGACUAGAGGGGUAUCCAGGGAAGAUUAAAUCUGGCCUCCACAGUGCCCACUGCUUCAUACCUGCGGGUAUUGCCACUGUGUUGGCACAGCGGCCAGACCUCAUCGCGCCUGCAGUGUCCGCGUUCUACCUGCGGGAUCCAGUAGAUCUGCAGGCGUGUCGAACCUUCAAGACGUUUCCUCCUGAUACGAGAGUCCUCACCUUGGUGACGUUCACUCGUUGCCUGUAUGCCCAGCUGCAGCAGCAACAAUUCACCCCAGAUCGGAGGAGUGGUUUCACCUUACCACCUUGUUCUCAUCCUGAGUACAAGGCUCAUGAGCUUGGCAUGAAACUGGCCCAUGGCUUUGAGAUACUGUGCUCUAGGUGCAGACUGCCUUCGUCAGAGCCUAAUGCUCCAGUCAGUUGUAACCCACAGUGGAAAGGCUUUAUGGAGAGUUUGAAAAGGAAUGGCUACUUCCGUGGAGAACUGGAAGGUUCAGCCCGUUGCAGAGAACUUAUAAGAACUGCAGAAAACUUCUUCAAACAGUCAGUUGCCUCAAAAUCAAGUGCUUUGUCCCCAGGCGAGGAGAUUCUCCAGCUACUGCGCAUCUGCGAACCAUUCAGCUUGGAGGAGAUGAAGAAAAAUGAGUCACAGCUCCCCCAAGAGGACAGUGACAGCUGGCUGGAUAUCACAGCCCAGGAUUUGGAGCGGCUGUUGCAGGAGAGAAGCGGGGAUAGAGCGGAUGUUGGCGGCCAAAACUCCAGUUCCACCGAACAGAAACAGCAUGCAGAGGAGAGGGGAAAGGAGACAGAGGACAGCACAGAGGAAGAGGAAGCUGGUUACAGCCUGGUAGCUAUCAGUCAAGGGAUGAAGAACUUCCUCAAGGCCAUGUCAUCACAUGAAGGCGCAGAACUGCCCUGGAGCAGUACAACCCAGCCUUUUAGUAUUGAUCCCAACUCCAUGGCCAAUGCACUGGACAGACUACUGGGAGGCAAAAAAGAAGAGCUAGAUUCAGAUGAUCUAGAUGAUUCUGAUGAGGAGGAGGAGGAAGAGAGAGAAGAUGGCUUCUGUGGUCAAGCAGAGAUGAAAGAGACAGAAACUCUGGACAGUCUUAAAAGAUACAUGGACCAAAUGGACGAGGAGUUGAUGAAGACUAAUGUAGGACAAAGCUUCAAACAAACGAAUUACAACAAGGCAGGCUCGAGCAGCAGCUCCUCUCAUCCCUCUGCCAGAGGCAGACUCCCAAGGGAGGAAGAGCUGGAGGAGAAUGAGGAGGAGAUCCAGCCUUUAGAUGUGGAUGUCAAUUUGGUCACAAACUUGUUGGAGUCCCUCAGCUGCCAGGCUGGGCUGGCUGGACCGGCUUCUAACCUGCUGCAGAGCUUGGGCAUUCAUCUACCACCAAACUCUGACUCUGCAUAAAGGGCAGGAAGUAGACUCACAGUAUAUGUGUAAUUAGACUCAAUGAGAGGUGAGAACUAACACAUGGCAAAGACCAGCAUCUACAGUGCCUGCAUUCCCCUAUAUAUAGAGCCCCUAUAUACUAUGAAGGUUUAUUGUUUUGAAAAACAGAUACUGUGUAUAUUGUUAAAAAAAAAAAGUAUUCUUUGGGGCUUUAGGACACUCUGAAAACAUCUUGUAACCAAGAGCAAAUUCAGGAAAGGAAGGGCAUAGGUGUGCACAAAAGGAAUUUAUUGAAACACAGGGUAUUGUAUUCACAUUUACACAUUUUCACGUCUGUUUUGCUGUGAAUCCUUUUAGUAUUGGUUGGAGAAAGUUUGAGAAGGCACAUUAAUCCCUACAACCAUAACGGUAAGAAGCAAGGCUCCAUUAACUCCACGUGUGUGUGAAAUCAGUGUUAACUAAAAGUGAGAUUUUUGCAGCAAACUGCCAAUUUCAUCAGGUUAACUGCAGAUUUUUAAUACAUGCUGCUUUGUGUAAUUCGUGUGUGCACUGAUGGUGUUUUUAUUAGCUG
Messenger RNA from Archocentrus centrarchus (flier cichlid), 2700 nucleotides. It is a transcript of the gene ecd, whose product is annotated as ecdysoneless homolog (Drosophila). NCBI's taxonomy places the organism in Eukaryota, Metazoa, Chordata, Actinopteri, Cichliformes, Cichlidae. The transcript is spliced from 14 exons. The coding region runs from base 171 to 2147 and encodes 658 amino acids. The record is from RefSeq and is a predicted model, not a curated record. Gene Ontology annotation, cellular component: nucleus.